This is a messenger RNA of Periconia digitata, 1231 nucleotides long. Lineage: Eukaryota; Fungi; Ascomycota; Dothideomycetes; Pleosporales; Periconiaceae. The record is from the annotation of a GenBank genome assembly.
UGCUCCUACAUACGUACCUAUGUUGACAGUGCCACAUGCUUACCAUUUUCACAGGCGUACUUGAUGGAGAACCCACAGCCAAUCGGCUCGCCCCACCCCCGGGCCGGAGCCACGUGGCGGCGUGGCUGUGCAGAUUUUCCCCUUACGCCCCGUGAUCAAGGGGGGGUUGACACAUAUUCAAUAAGCAGGAAAUCAGAUUCGUCCUCUACAAACUCUGUUCGAAUUAGCCCCUGAGCGAUCAUCCUUUCAGGACUUUAACGCACGAAAGAUGGGCAGUGGGAGUCCCGAGCCAGACAAGAAACCUGAUAAACUUAACCAAGUUGGAAAGUUCCUACAAAAGAGCUACAACAAAGGAGAACUGGCCCUCAAACAUGCCGCGGGAUUAGGCAAGGUGGACAAUGUGGUUCCAGAAACACAGCCCAUCACGAAUGGCCCAUCGCGUCCUGUCCGCGUCGGCUGGCAUCCCGUUGGUGGCCUCGCCGGGAAGUGGUUUGCCGAACAGACUGGAAUAGGCAAACUGAUCACCGAGAAAAUCAACGAGUAUCCGGAUCCCACGCAGCAUUGGGCGGUCCUCGUUGGCGAAUAUGCGCAUCAACUGUGGAUGGAUGAGAAUUUCGAUAUCAUAUAUACCAAUGCUAGAGUGGACCCAGAUGAGUGGAGAACCUUCGACGUGGGCAACACGUGCUUCAAUGAUGAUGCUAUUCGGCGGACAGGUGAAUAUGUCAUUGAGAGCAUACGUAUUACCCGCCCGGGUUACAACCUGAUCAGCAACAACUGCCAGACGUACGUCCUGCAGCUUCUCGAUGCUAUCAAAGUAGGCCAAGCAAAAGAAUUCGGAACCACACUGGCCGUGUACGAGAAACUCGUAGGCAAAGGAAAAGUGGCAGAUCUGUUCCAAGAAGAAGUGGGAAUGCAAGGUCAGCCCAACGUAUCGCACGGAACGGCCUCCUACACCGGACAGGAAACGGGCGUGGUUGGGGGCUCAGGCGGUGGGGGUCAUGUUCCAUACCACCAACCAGAAACCCUGUUUCACGGAGAACAAAACCAACAAACCGUCAAUGAGGGGCAGGGCUCGGUGUCGCUGGCUCAACAAGUCAUGCAGGCCAACACCACACAGCUCAACACUGAGAACCAGGUGCAGAGGCAUAUCGAGGAAGAAGACGCAAGCGAGAAGAAGAAGAAAAAGACGAGCUACUCACCGUCCUCGAUGUUGAAGAAACUGAAAUUUUAG